AUGACGACUGCAAAUUUAAGUCACAUUUUCCGUAACCCCAUGAUACCAACUCUCCAUUUCAACUAUCGGUACUUUGAGGUGGAGCAGGAAGGGGAGACUCAGUGGUGGUUUGGGGGUGGGACGGAUCUCACUCCGUAUUACUUGGAUGAAGAGGAUGUAAAGCAAUUCCAUGGUACUCUGAAGAAAGCCUGUGACAAACACAACCCCCAACACUACCCAGACUUCAAGAAAUGGUGCGAUAACUACUUUGUUGUGCAUCACAGGGGUGAGCGACGUGGAGUGGGAGGGAUAUUCUUUGAUGAUCUGGACACGCCCUCUCAGGAAGAAGCCUUUGCCUUUGUCCAGGAAUGUGCCAAUGCCGUUAUACCAAGCUACGUGCCUAUGAUCAAGAAACACAUGAAUGAUGGGUAUGGACUGAAAGAAAGAGAAUGGCAGCUGCUCAGACGUGGAAGGUAUGUUGAGUUCAACCUUGUGCACGACAGGGGUACAAAAUUUGGACUUUUUACACCCCAAGCAAGAAUAGAAAGCAUCCUGAUGUCAUUGCCUCUCAGUGCAAAAUGGAGAUACAAGCAUUCUCCUGUAGAAGGAUCUAAGGAAGAUGAGCUGAUGAAAGUUCUCAAGACGCCAAAGGAAUGGGUGUAAUCUCCAAUCUGGUAGGAACAAUUUAUCGUAAGAUCCUUGUUGGCUCUUCACUGAAGAUUUUGGCCAUAAGGCACAUGAAGAACAUCAUAUUUUAUGACAAGGUAAUCUCUGAAUCGAUGCUCAUCUGCAAUUGAACUUAUUUUAUUUGAUGCAGCAAAUCAAGCAUAUGCUUCAAUACACGUCCCAUAGGUUAGCCUUUUCAGUUUACUUUUUAGAAUUCCCUUCUUUUUUUUUUACACGGUUGCAUCAUGGUCGCACUUCUUAACUUUACUUUCUAUUUUGCUUAUGUAACAUUCCAAAUCAAUCAAUCAAUUCGGGCAAUUCACAAUGCAAUGCGCCACGGAGAGUUUAUUUUUCCCAGUGCAUUGUGGGAGAUGGUCGGCAAAG
This is a messenger RNA of Patiria miniata (bat star), 1029 nucleotides long. It is a transcript of the gene cpox, whose product is annotated as oxygen-dependent coproporphyrinogen-III oxidase-like. Lineage: Eukaryota; Metazoa; Echinodermata; Asteroidea; Valvatida; Asterinidae. The record is from RefSeq and is a predicted model, not a curated record. The transcript has 8 exons. Gene Ontology annotation, cellular component: cytoplasm; mitochondrial intermembrane space. Bases 1 to 642 code for a protein of 213 amino acids. Gene Ontology annotation, molecular function: coproporphyrinogen oxidase activity.